Messenger RNA from Patella vulgata (common limpet), 5077 nucleotides. Its product is annotated as collagen alpha-1(I) chain. Lineage: Eukaryota; Metazoa; Mollusca; Gastropoda; Patellidae. The record is from RefSeq and is a predicted model, not a curated record. The transcript is spliced from 49 exons. The coding region runs from base 219 to 4577 and encodes 1452 amino acids. Gene Ontology annotation, molecular function: extracellular matrix structural constituent.
AUGAGCUUUGGUCGCAGUCCUAGAAGACUGCACGCAUUUUGUAACUAGACUAGGAAAUCUUGUGUCGGGAGAGUAUACACUCUUCUACGCACGGGUUACCCUAGGAAAAAGAGCUAGGUAGCCGAAAAACGGCACCGGCCAACAGGAAUUGAUCAAUAUAUAAAUCCGUGAAUGUUGUGAGAGGUCCGAUUCGGCCUCAAGAAAAUAAGUGGGGAGGCAUGGCGUCUGUAACAAGAUGUUUACAAGGUGUGCUGUCAUUAUGCUUAUUAAUAGUUACCGUUCAUUCAGCCCCAAAGGAAAAGGAGGUUGCUGAAUCCGAAAUAGCGUGUACCUUUAAUGGAGAAAAGUAUUUAGAUGAAGAUGUAUGGAACCCCGAUCCUAACAAUACUUGUUGGGAAUGUAUUUGUUUGAAAGGGGAAGUAUCUUGUGCUUUCAAAAAAAACUGUGAAAUUGAGUAUGCUUCUGCUACCAACAGAGAUGCUGCACUUCACGCCGCUUUGUCUACUGUCCAAGGCCCCAGCGGAAGCGUUGGAUUUGCCGGUGUUUCUGGUAGAAUUGGACAAAUGGGCGACACAGGAAAAGAUGGUGUCAGUGGAAUUCCAGGACCACCAGGAUCUCCAGGUCAAAGUGAAAUGUCAGCAGAUCAGGCAUACAAUAUGUACUUUGCUAGAAACUUUGGUGAUAAAGCCGGAGCUGCUCAAUACCCUGGACCUCAGUAUUUACAAGCACAAGUAGGACCCAUGGGACCUCGUGGACCUCCCGGACCCCCAGGAACACCCGGACCUCAAGGACCCCAAGGAUUACGUGGUGAACAUGGCGACCCUGGUCCACCAGGAAACCCAGGAACACGAGGAGAAAAUGGACCACCUGGACCACCAGGUAGUCAAGGAGAGACUGGACGACACGGAGAAGAUGGUUCGCCUGGACCCGCUGGACCCAGAGGUCCACCUGGUGCUGCUGGUAUGCCUGGUAUGCCCGGAUCACAAGGACACAAGGGAUUCCGUGGAUUCAGAGGAAAACGUGGAGAACAAGGUCUUUCUGGAGAAACUGGACCCGUUGGAUCGCCUGGAGCCCCUGGACCCUCAGGACCACAAGGCCCACGUGGUCCCCCCGGAGGACGAGGACAAGACGGUUUACCUGGUGCACAGGGUUUGAGUGGAGUUGAUGGUUUGGCUGGUCAACCUGGUCCUAGUGGAUCUGUUGGUCAACCUGGCCCACCUGGAGUUCCAGGACAACCUGGUUUAAAGGGUGAAGCUGGUUCUGCUGGACCCAAAGGAGGUUACGGACCCCAAGGUCCUCGUGGUGAAAGUGGUAUUCCUGGACCCGAUGGUGAUGUUGGUGCCCCUGGUCAACCUGGUAUGUCAGGAGCUGAUGGAGAUAAAGGAGCUACUGGAGACCCCGGUGCUGCUGGUGCCCCUGGAUUCCCCGGACCACGUGGACCUCCAGGUCUUUCUGGAAGCCAAGGUAACAAUGGUCCAAAAGGAGCAGUGGGAGAGUCUGGACAACCCGGUUACAAGGGAGAACAGGGAACCAAAGGUAUUCCUGGAUCACCUGGCGAUAGAGGUCGACCUGGUCCCCCAGGACCUCAAGGAAAUAGAGGUGAACGUGGUUCUCAAGGUGCUGCUGGACCUGUUGGUCUAGAAGGAGAACGUGGUUUGAGUGGUGCUCGAGGUAUUCCUGGUUCUCCAGGAUCCCCAGGUACCAAAGGAGAAGAUGGCGCAGCUGGUCUAAGAGGAUCUCGAGGUGAAUCUGGUUCUAUGGGUGAAGCUGGUCGUAUCGGCCCACCCGGUCCCCGUGGUGAAGCUGGUGCCCCAGGACAACCUGGUCCCGAUGGAAAAUCAGGAUCUCCCGGUCCUUCUGGUCCACCCGGUAAUGAUGGUCGACCUGGUGAAAUGGGUCCCCCUGGUCAAUCCGGUCCUCCUGGUGCCCAAGGUCCCCAAGGAGCUGCUGGCGAAAGAGGAAAUCAAGGAAAGAGUGGAAGUCCUGGUAUCCAAGGAGAAUCCGGACCCCCCGGUGACACUGGUGCUACUGGAGAGAUGGGACCCCAAGGUGCCCCUGGACCCGAGGGAUCUAUGGGAGAACGUGGAGCUGCCGGUAACGAUGGUCCACCAGGAUUCCAGGGACCUCCUGGAUUACCUGGUAACCCUGGUGAAGCUGGUACUGAUGGUGAGCCUGGUAUUCCAGGACCACCUGGUGCAUCUGGCAAAGCUGGAUACAGAGGUGAACGUGGCUUCCCAGGACCUCGAGGUGAACCUGGUGCUGAAGGAGAAUCUGGUAAUGCUGGUAGUGAUGGUCCACCUGGACCUGAUGGUGAACGAGGAGCUCCUGGUGAGAAGGGUAUCAAGGGAGAAAUGGGACCACAAGGACCUAUUGGACCCCAAGGAGGACGUGGACCUACUGGACCCCCUGGAACUAGUGGCGAUAGUGGUGAAUCUGGUGCCCCCGGAGCUGAUGGUUCUCCUGGACGACCUGGAACCCCAGGUGCACGUGGUCCUCUUGGACCCCCUGGCUUAGCUGGACCCCCUGCUGCUAAAGGAUCUGCUGGUGAUCCCGGUCCUCCGGGAGAGAAUGGGCCUCCUGGAUCAGGUGGAGAACGUGGUGUUGCUGGUCCCCAAGGAGAACAAGGAUACCCCGGUUUACCUGGUGCUGCUGGACCUACUGGAAACAAAGGUGAACGAGGUGCCCCAGGUUCCAAGGGAGAGACCGGUAAUGCUGGUGCUUCUGGAGAACCCGGAUCUCCUGGACCUCAGGGAGUUCGUGGUAUUUCUGGUAGACAGGGAGCUCGUGGUGAUGCUGGAGUCGAUGGUAUUCCCGGAGAACCUGGCAACCCUGGAAGUCUCGGACCACCAGGACGGGCUGGACAGCAAGGAUUACCGGGCCCAUCCGGUCCACCUGGACGAUCUGGCAUCAAGGGUAUUCGAGGAGGAACUGGUUCUCCUGGACAACCAGGAACCAAUGGAGCUAGAGGUCAACCUGGACAACCGGGUAACAAGGGUAUUCGAGGUGAAGAAGGAGCACCCGGAUCUGUUGGACCUCCAGGUGCUGCUGGACCAUCUGGUGAACGGGGUGAAGCAGGACAACCUGGUGUUGGCGGUGAACGUGGUCCUACUGGUCCUCCUGGUUCAACUGGUGCUCGAGGUGAAGCGGGUAGACGAGGUCGAAAUGGUCUUCCUGGAUCACCAGGUCCUGUCGGUAAUCCCGGUAACCCUGGUGCUGUAGGCGAACCUGGUCAAUCUGGUCCACCCGGUAAUGAUGGUACUCCCGGAUCUACUGGACGACCUGGAGAGAAAGGACCUGAUGGUGAAGCUGGUCUUGUUGGAGCACCUGGUUUACCAGGUUUACCUGGCCCAGCUGGUUCAUCAGGAGCUACCGGACCAAGUGGAGAUACUGGUGUUAGAGGAGAAAUCGGACCUGUUGGACGUGCUGGCCGAGCAGGACAACGUGGACCUCCAGGUGUACAGGGUGCUCAAGGUAUCCAAGGAGGAGAAGGAGACGUUGGAAAACAGGGAGACAAGGGUGAUCCAGGUUUCGCCGGUAUGCCCGGUCUUCCAGGACCUCAGGGAAGCAAUGGUGAGCCAGGUCCACCCGGACCACCAGGACCUCAAGGUAACCGAGGAUCUGAAGGCAAACGAGGUGCUAUGGGUAUUGAUGGUAGUGUUGGUCAAGAUGGUCCCACUGGACAACCUGGUCCACGAGGUCCACCCGGAGAAGAUGGUCGACGUGGUUCAGUUGGUCCAGGCGGUCCACGUGGUCCACCCGGUCCACCAGGACGAAGUGUCUAUUCCAAUGCCAUUACUGGUUUCUUCCAAGGUGGUGCCAAGGCUGAUCCUUAUUUGGCUGAUACCAAUGGCGAUGAAGAAACCAAGAAAGCGCUUGAACUCAUGGACAAAGUUAGGGAUGAAAUCGCCAAACUUGAAACACCAACAGGAGAAAAAGAUGCCCCCGCCAAGAGCUGCCGAGAUCUCGCCCUAACCCAACCAGCACUUGUUGAUGGUUACUUCUGGGUUGAUCCCAAUGGUGGUGGAAUUGCCGAUGCUAUUAAAGUUUAUUGUAAAUUCGAGAGGAACGAGACUUGUGUUCCACCACAAACUGAGACAUUUGAAAAGAAACAAUGGUUCGAUAGCUAUUUAGGAGAAAGACAAUCUUUUGCUGAUGUUUCCAUGUCAUCCAUGGCUGAAAAGGAAGGCCUUGAAAGUGGCACUUUCCGAUAUGUUCGACACGACUCUGCUUUCAACUUCUUGAGAUUAGACCACAAUAAGGCAAGACAAGAAAUCACUAUUAAUUGUAAAAAUACUAAUGUUGUCUUUGAUCAAUCCUCUGGUGAUUAUAAUAGCGCCAUUGAAUUAUUGAGCGAUGACUAUGAAACAAUAACAUCUAAUGGUAAAAAAGCAUUUAAAUAUCGAGUUAGAGAAGAUGGUUGUAGAAUAAAAGAUGGUUCAUGGAGAAAAUCUGUGAUAGCUGUACAGGUUAAAAAUAAUCGUAUGUCACGAUUACCAAUUAGGGAUAUAGGUUUAUUUGAUGUUGGUGGGGCAGAUCAAGAAAUUGGUAUAGAGCUUGGACCAGUUUGUUUCAGUUGAGGCGUCAUUUCUAUUCAUACACAUUAGACAAUUAUUCUAUUCAAUUAUUUUUCUCACUAGAAAGACUAUUUUCCAAAUCACUCGACAUCAUUAUUAUGUGUUUUUGUUUAUAUACUAUUAUGAUAUGAUCUGUCUGAAACAACAACCAAAUAAACAAUGAAUAUUAUUCUUUAAAUAAGAUCUUCUCAAGGACCAAAUGAGAACAGCGGAAGACCAAGGCGGACAUAUUUUUUUGUUUUUUUUAUAUUGCCGAGGAGUCAUAAAGCUGGCAACUCGUGAAGUGACUGUGAUGUAAACAAAGAGCUCUACUACUGCCAUUAACAAUUCAUACUGUGUUAUUAACGCUAUCAUUCUAGAUGAAAAUAUUUGAUUAUUUUAUUUUGUAAAUAAAAGUGAUAAAUGUCAGCAUUUCAUUGCUACCUCCGCCAAUUAUUGUCACAGCAAUCCGUCCAUCUGCCGGUUUUUACUGAAAUGAAUAAAUAAAAAAAUUCCAAAAAAUA